Messenger RNA from Spirodela intermedia, 1531 nucleotides. Lineage: Eukaryota; Viridiplantae; Streptophyta; Magnoliopsida; Alismatales; Araceae. The record is from the annotation of a GenBank genome assembly.
AUGGGUGAACGGAAGGUGCUGAAUAAGUAUUACCCUCCCGACUUCGAUCCGGCGAAGAUCCCCCGGAGGAGGCAGCCCAAGAACCAGCAGAUCAAGGUCCGCAUGAUGUUGCCGAUGAGCAUCCGGUGCAACACCUGCGGGACUUACAUCUACAAGGGGACCAAGUUCAAUUCACGCAAGGAGGACGCCGUCGGCGAAGUAAGAUUGAUGGCUUCCCUGUUUAUUGUUUAAUAUAUUCUGGGCAUUUUCUUCACGGAAUUUAUGUUUUCUUGGCGACAACCGCUCUACCUGGUAUGAACCUGCUCUCUAGAAUGGAGAUAUGAACAUCCUUGGGCAAACCAGAGGGUGAAACUUCUGCUAUCCCCAUCUGCCCACUUUGUUAUUUAGCAUUUAGAGUCGAAUGGGAGCGCUGCGAUACUCAGAUUAUGUGCACUUCAGAUUUUGUAAAGUCUCAGGUAGCUCUACAAAAUUUAGGCUAUGUUUGGUGGAGUGUUUAUAAAAUAUUUCUAGUCAUGAUCGCUCAAACGUGCGUGUUAGGCGAUAUCAGGUCUGCCACCAGAUAGCUUUUAGUGAAGGAAUUGUGCGAACGGAUAAAUCCAUUGAAUACCUCUCCCCAUAAUACAAUCUUUUCCUGGAGUUGCUUCCGUGCCCUGAGAGUUCUUAUCGUUCUUUCGAUUCUCUGAACUGAGGAAUCAGAUUUUUCAUCUCCUAUCCGAUUUCUAGCUGUCAUCCGUCGCUUGUUAUUUUUCCUGUUUCUUUCGAUUAGAGAUGCACAGCCAUUUUACUUAUCCGGAAUAAUAUUUCGUCCUUCCCAUUUUUUUGUUCAAUCUUUUACUUGAUUUCUUAUACAAAAAGUGUCAUCCUAUGUAGUAAUGAAUGCAUGGCACACCUGGGAAAGUAUUGGUCCUAAUCUCAUACCAAAUCGUGUUGCAUAAUUAGAACAUGCAUAGCGGCAGGUUGUGUUUCAUUAUGGUUAGGCUAACAGAUGAUCAUUUCAAUGCAUCGUUGUUUUGCAGACAUAUUUGGGAAUUCAAGUAUUCAGGUUCUACUUCAAAUGCACCAGAUGUUCAGCUGAACUCACAUUUAAGACGGAUCCCCAAAAUAAUGAUUACAUUGUUGAGUCCGGCGCCUCCCGUAACUUUGAACCUUGGCGGGAAGAAGAUGAGGUGUGCCCUUCUGAUUCCCUGGAAGGCUGGUUUGUCUUGUUGGGCUGUCUGUAACGAUUCACCGAAGGGUGCUUCGGUAUUUUAUUAAUUUUCAGUUUUAUUUGCCUUUGACUAACCGAUAUUUUCUCAUGCCCUCCCCCCCCCUCUGUCAGAAAGUUGACAAAGAGAAGAGAAAAAGAGAAGCUGAGGAAAUGGGUGAUGCUAUGAAGUCUCUAGAGAACAGAGCAGUGGAUUCCAAAAUGGACAUGGACAUACUUGCUGCUCUAGAAGAAAUGAAGUCCAUGAAGGUAGAAGCCGUACUUGGUUAUUAUUCAGAGUUUCCAGUGGACACAAUGUUUAAUAUUAUAUAUGUUAGAAGUGAUUAG